AUGGCCCGGAGGUACAAUGAGCUGUCCCACUACCCUGGCAUUGUGGACGGUCCUGCAGCCCUGGCUGGCUUCACAGAAGCCACGAGAGCCCCCGGGCCCUAUGGCUCCCACCGGCCUCCCCAGGCCCCACCCCCAGGUGUGGACAAUGACGGCUUGAAGAGAGAGAAGGAUGAAAUUUAUGGACACCCUCUCUUCCCCCUACUGGCCCUAGUCUUUGAGAAGUGUGAACUGGCUACAUGCUCACCCCGUGAUGGGGCCGGGGCUGGGCUGGGCACACCCCCCGGUGGGGACGUCUGUUCAUCCGAUUCCUUCAAUGAAGACAUUGCUGCCUUCGCCAAGCAGGUCCGUUCCGAGAGGCCCCUCUUCUCCUCCAACCCAGAGCUGGACAACCUGAUGAUACAGGCCAUUCAGGUGCUCCGGUUCCAUCUUCUGGAGUUGGAGAAGGUCCAUGACCUGUGCGACAACUUCUGUCACCGCUACAUCACCUGCCUCAAGGGAAAGAUGCCCAUCGAUCUGGUCAUCGAGGAUCGGGAUGGCAGCUGCAGGGAGGACCUCGAGGACUACCCAGCUUCCUGCCCCAGCCUCUCAGACCAGAAUAAUACAUGGAUUCGAGACCCUGAGGACAGCGGGUCUAUACAUUUGGGGACCCCGGGUCCAUCCAGUGGGGGCCUGGCCUCCCAGAGUGGGGACAACUCCAGCGACCAAGGAGAUGGACUCGAUACAAGCGUGGCCUCUCCCAGCUCUGGGGGAGAGGACGAAGAGUUGGACCAGGAGCGGCGGAGGAACAAGAAGAGGGGUAUCUUCCCCAAGGUGGCCACCAACAUCAUGAGAGCCUGGUUGUUCCAGCAUCUCUCGCACCCGUACCCCUCGGAGGAGCAGAAGAAACAGCUGGCGCAAGACACGGGGCUCACUAUCCUGCAGGUGAACAACUGGUUCAUUAACGCCCGGAGACGCAUUGUACAACCAAUGAUUGAUCAAUCCAACCGCACAGGCAGCCUGGGGCUCAGUCUGUACCCCUCAAUUCCCGUCACAGGGCAGGGUGCAGCCUUCAGCCCAGAAGGCCAACCCGUGGGGGGCUACACAGAGACUCAGCCACAUGUGACCAGCAGGCCCCCAGGAUCGGUGGGGAUGAGUUUGAACAUAGAAGGAGAGUGGCAUUAUCUCUAG
Messenger RNA from Chrysochloris asiatica (Cape golden mole), 1167 nucleotides. It is a transcript of the gene MEIS3, whose product is annotated as Meis homeobox 3. NCBI's taxonomy places the organism in Eukaryota, Metazoa, Chordata, Mammalia, Afrosoricida, Chrysochloridae. The transcript has 12 exons. Gene Ontology annotation, biological process: positive regulation of cell population proliferation; animal organ morphogenesis; positive regulation of transcription by RNA polymerase II. The coding region runs from base 1 to 1167 and encodes 388 amino acids. The record is from RefSeq and is a predicted model, not a curated record. Gene Ontology annotation, molecular function: RNA polymerase II cis-regulatory region sequence-specific DNA binding; DNA-binding transcription activator activity, RNA polymerase II-specific.